CCCUAGGCCAGGCCAUUGACGACCAACAAAAACCCUAGAGCCGCCCCAAUGGCGAGCCACCAAACCCUAGGCGCGUCCCCUGCCCCCUCCUCCUCCUCCAAGAAGAAGAAGAAGCACUCCAAGAAGCGCAGGGCAAUCGAAGAAACUGUAGCCGCCUCUUCCGACCCCGCCGCCGUCGACGUCACUGUAGACGCCUCCUUCGCCGGCGCCGCCGCCCCCGCCCCCGUCGUUGGCUACUUCCCCACGGGCUACGACCCCCUAGCAGCCCAAGAGCCCCCAAGCGCGCGGCUCUUCCGCCACGAGAAGCACCAUAACCGCGUCGAGCUCGUCGUCAGCGUCCCUGGUAAAGGCCCCGAUUUCGUCGGCCGGAGCUACGCCGGCGAGGCAGCGGCGCCGCAGCUCUGCGGCUACGCCCUCGGCGUCCUCGACAAGGCCUCCGGCACCCUCAGGAUCGUCCCCAUAGCCUCCAACAAGAUUCUGAGGCUAGAGCCACACUUCGAAGUGCAGCAACCGGCCCAUUCGCAGCAGUCAGCUCUAGAAGCAGGUUCAUCCAAAGCAGAUACUGAAUUUGACAGAAGAGAACUUACCCUUGCUUUUGGGACCAAGAAUGAUAGGGCUAAGGAUGAAAGGUGGAGGUCAUUGAAAGAACAAAGGGAAGAUCCUUCUGCUUAUCAAGACCUUGACCUUGGAGAGUCCAGGAUCACCUCAGAUGCCACUGACAGUCAGGCAUCAAUGGAUGUUCGGAACAUUCCACCUUACAAUCCUGCUGCAGAUACAUCUGAAAAGGCAUACCUUUUUGAUGAGAUCAUUCCUAAGAAUAUACGAAUGCACCUUUUGGAUAUUGUGGGACACUUUAAAUCCGGAGAAUUUGCUUCAAAGGGCUAUGGGAGUUUUGUCUCAAAUCGUGUGAAUAGGUUAAAUGAGCUUCAGGGUGAAGAUCAGCAGAGGCUUGCAUGGAUAUUGUCCUACAUCACGCAUCUACUGACUUUGUUGGCGCGGAACAACUCGUCCAAGCACAAGAGAAAGGAAAAUGAGCAGGCUACCCAUGGACCAAUGAUCCCAGAGGCUGUGCACCGUAUGCUGUUGCUGAUGUUCAUUGAGCCGGGGUCUUCUGCCUUGUCAUCAGAGAAGCAGGAGCUUCUGAUCAAUUACAUUUUAGUGCUCACACUUUUUGCGGAUGACUUCAGAUCUGAGACGAAGGAUAUAUGUGCGGACUUGAAAAUGACCCACGGGAUGCUUAAACCAUACUAUGACCAGCUGGGAUGCAAGUCUGUGGCAGUUUCUUUUAAACCAUCUGUAAUGACUCUUCCAGCCCCCAUCAAGUUCCCAUCAGAAGUCACAAAGAGAAGACGGCAACAACGUUAAUCGUCUGUGAGAAGGUUUCUGUUGGAUAUGGCUGUGAUUGGAAAGGCUGUUUUAAGAUAUGGUUUGACGAAGCGCAUUGCCACCGUUGAAGUGUGUCGUGUUCUUGGCUCAGAUUUUGCAAUAUACUCUGUAUUUUUGUUUUCUGUUGUUGCUUGGGAAUUAUUACCAUAGAUGAACUUUUUAUUACUUAUGUAUUGGUAGCUAUUUGCUUCCUUGUCA
Molecule: messenger RNA, 1584 nt
Organism: Lolium rigidum
Lineage: Eukaryota; Viridiplantae; Streptophyta; Magnoliopsida; Poales; Poaceae
Product: DNA-directed RNA polymerase I subunit rpa49
Exons: 4
Coding region: 49-1365 (438 amino acids)
Biological process (GO): nucleolar large rRNA transcription by RNA polymerase I; transcription elongation by RNA polymerase I; RNA polymerase I preinitiation complex assembly
Cellular component (GO): RNA polymerase I complex
Molecular function (GO): DNA binding
Source: RefSeq, a predicted model, not a curated record